CUCUCCACGUAUCAGCGUUGUUAUCGUUCUAGAGAUUAGAAGAUCAUAGGAAAAAAAUGAUGCAUCUCUGAUCACGGUACACGUAAUCCGGAAUUACCUAACUUCUGACGCAAGGAAACACAUAACGUCUGGCACACAUACGUGGCUAACUCGGCGCGUUUCCCGGUGCAUCGUGCGCGCCGACAUGUCGCGGAACAGCUGUUUGAGUAAAUUAUGCCUUUUGUUGUGCAUUGUCUUGCUAGAAUUGCGCAACACCGGUGCGAGUGACGACGCCACUCAAAAGAAUGUUCUGCUACUUCUGGCUGACGAUGCGGGAUUCGAGAUGCGAUCCUACUUGAAUAAAAUCUGCCAGACUCCCAAUCUGGACAAGUUGGCAAAGGAGAGUCUAUUGUUCAACAAUGCGUACACAUCAGCCAGCAGCUGUUCACCAAGCCGUUCUGCAAUAUUGACUGGAUUACCGAGUCAUCAAAAUGGAAUGUACGGCCUCCAUCAAGGUGUUCAUCAUUUCAAUUCCUUUGAAAACGUUCAAAGUUUGCCGAAAAUAUUGAAAAGGAACAAUAUCAAAACAGGACUUAUCGGCAAAAAGCAUGUAGGUCCCAGCGAAGUUUAUCCAUUUGACUUCGAACGUACAGAGGAAAGUUAUCCUAUUCUUCAAGUAGGCCGCAAUAUCACUCAUAUUAAGCUGUUGGUGCGCGAAUUUCUCUCGUACAACAAAACACAACCCUUCUUCCUACUUGUUGCCUUCCACGAUCCUCAUCGUUGCGGACACACUCAUCCCGAGUAUGGUAACUUUUGCGAGAAAUUCGGCAACGGAGACGUUGGAAUGGGUACAAUCCCGGAUUGGUAUCCGAUAUAUUAUCAAUGGGACCAAGUUAAAGUACCUUACUACGUUCAAGACACAGAAGCCGCUAGGAGAGACAUUUCCGCCCAGUACACAACAAUAUCUCGUUUGGAUAAAGGUGUUGGUCUCGUACUGGAAGAACUCGAAAAUGCCGGCUACAAGGACGAUACUCUGAUCCUUUACACAUCCGAUAAUGGCAUACCUUUUCCAAACGCCCGUACAAACUUGUACGAUCCAGGCAUCGCUGAGCCGAUGAUGAUCUCGUCGCCGAUACACAACCAUAGGAAGAACAGCGUAACGUACAGCAUGACAUCUUUGCUGGACAUAGUCCCAACGAUAUUAGAUUGGUUUAACGUGACUUACGAGAAUCAGUCGUCGGACCUCGACGAAGUGUCUCCUCCGCAGCUUACUGGCAAAUCGCUUCUACCACUGCUCCGUGAAGGUACACACGCAUGCAACAUCAAUGGCAGUAUGUGUUAUCGUCUAUUAGCAGGAUCGCGUUGUGAGAUAAUCGAUGUCCCAUUUGUAGAACCCACGGAAAACGGCACGGCGAUCUUCGCCAGCCAGACGCAUCAUGAAGUUACUAUGUACUAUCCGAUGCGUGCGAUUAGGACCAAACGCCACAAGCUUAUACAUAAUAUCAACUAUAGGAUGCCAUUCCCUAUCGAUCAAGACUUCUAUCUAUCUCCGACUUUCCAGGAUCUUCUGAACAGGACGCAAAAGCACGAAUUUCUACCGUGGUACAAAACUUUAAAACAAUACUACCAAAGACCGGAGUGGGAGUUGUACGACUUAAAAUAUGAUCCGGAGGAAUUAAAUAAUAUAGCUUUAAAGCCAUCGAUGAGGAACACGUUUGUUUAUCUUCAAGAACGAUUGUUCAAUUGGAUGAAAGCGACAAAGGAUCCAUGGAUGUGCGCACCGGACGCUGUUCUCCAAGACACUGGUGUUAACAAGAACGAUCCUCAAUAUGAUGUCAUCAACCGAGCCAAUGUGAAAGAGUAUCAUUGCCGCCAAUCACGACGUUUUUCCUCAACCCAUGACGCUCCGUGCAGCGGUCUCGUGCUCGCACCGUACGUGUCGGAGACAAGGGUUACGUUCUGUCCAGGUCACCGUUUAUCGAACGAAAUGUACGACGACUACAACGAGUAUGACGCGUACGAUGACUACGGGCCGCCGGACGACCAGUACGACCGUACGAGCUACCGGCAGCUGCCCGAGAUCGUGCGCAACUUCCUCGUAUUCCUGCGCAACUGCAUCAACGAGGGCAUGAUCUUCGAGAUCCAGAACCUCUACGAGAACUCGUUCCCCAAGAUCUCGGAGCAGCUGUUCGACAAGUCACCGUGGCCGGAGGCGUCCACGAUCGCCCAUCUAGUCGACAACGACCCGGUGUUCCUGACCCUCUACAAGGAGCUCUACUACCGCCACAUCUACGCCCGUAUGCAGGGGCCGACGUUGGAGCAGCGUCUGAAUUCCUUCUACAAUUACUGCGACCUCUUCAACUACAUUCUGCACCCGGAGACGCCGGUGCAGCUAGAGCUGCCCGAUCAGUGGUUGUGGGAGCUGAUCGACGAGUUCGUUUACCAGUUCCAGUCGUUCGCCCAGUACCGCGCCAAUCUGUCCAACAAAACUCCGGAGGAGAUCGACAAUCUGAACGCGCACAACAAGAUCUGGGACGUGCUCUGCGUGCUGAACGUCCUGCACUACCUGGUGGACAAGUCGAAGAUCAAGAGUCAGUUGGAGGUAUACGCGAGCGGCGGCGACCCGGACUCCGUGGCCGGCGCCUUCGGCCGGCACUCUCUCUACAAGAUGCUCGGCUACUUCUCGCUCGUCGGGCUCCUGCGUCUGCACUCCCUGCUGGGUGACUAUUACCAGGCCAUCAAAGUAUUGGAGAACGUGGAACUGUACAAGAAGAGCGCGUACUCGCACGUGCCCGGCUGCCAGAUCUCGACGGCUUACUACGUCGGCUUCGCCUACAUGAUGAUGCGCCGUUACGCGGACGCGAUCCGCACCUUCUCCGGUAUUCUGCUCUACAUCCAGCGUACGAAGCAGUUGUUCGCCACCAGGAGCUACCAGAACGAUCAGAUCAACAAGCAGACCGAGCAGAUGUACCACCUGCUCGCGAUCUGCCUGGUCCUCCAUCCGCAGUGCAUCGACGAGGGCCUGCAGCAGGCGCUGCGCGACAAGAACUACCACGAGAAGAUGUACAAGAUGCAGUACGGCGAUCUCACCGAGUUCGAGAACUGCUUCGUGUUCGCCUGUCCCAAGUUCCUCUCGUUGACGCCGCCGAAUCCGGAGAAUCCCAACGAGGACUACGUUCGCGAGGCGAUCAAGCAUCAGACCCAGGUGUUCAUGGACGAGGUGAUCCAGCAGAAGAUGUUGCCGACCAUCCGCUCGUACCUGAAGCUCUACACGACCCUGCCCCUGAGCAAAUUGGCGACCUUCAUGGGCAGCAAUUCGCGCUCCGACGAGAGCUGGGACCUGGACAAGGAGGUGAACGCGUUGACGAUCCACUUGCUCUGCUUCAAGCACAAGAUGAAGAACAUCGUCUGGACGAAGGGCACGUCGGGGUUAGACGGGAAAUUCCAGUCAGGAUCCGAGCUGGACUUCUACAUCGACCACGACAUGAUUCACAUCGCCGACACGAAGGUGGCGCAUCGAUACGGUGACUUCUUCAUACGCAAGAUACUCAAGUUCGAGGAAUUGAAUCGCAAAUUGCACCAUAUAAAAAUUUAAGUAUCAUCCCGGCAAUGCGCUCGCGAAAGAUGGAGAAAGUGGGAAUAAAGGAGUUUGUAAAGAUAAAUAUGUA
Molecule: messenger RNA, 3647 nt
Organism: Dinoponera quadriceps
Lineage: Eukaryota; Metazoa; Arthropoda; Insecta; Hymenoptera; Formicidae
Gene: Sgsh
Exons: 12
Coding region: 185-3574 (1129 amino acids)
Biological process (GO): translational initiation
Cellular component (GO): cytoplasm; eukaryotic translation initiation factor 3 complex
Molecular function (GO): translation initiation factor activity; protein binding
Source: RefSeq, a predicted model, not a curated record